Notothenia coriiceps (black rockcod) is the source of this 2426-nucleotide messenger RNA. It is a transcript of the gene sdc3, whose product is annotated as syndecan 3. Gene Ontology annotation, biological process: cell migration. The record is from RefSeq and is a predicted model, not a curated record. Lineage: Eukaryota; Metazoa; Chordata; Actinopteri; Perciformes; Nototheniidae. The coding region runs from base 486 to 1784 and encodes 432 amino acids. The transcript is spliced from 6 exons. Gene Ontology annotation, cellular component: cell surface; membrane.
GCCAGACUCCCAGGCCAAGCAGCGUUGCCAUACGGAACAUCCUGCCCUCAACGGAGAGGGGGAGGAGAGAGAGAGAGAGAAAGAGAGAAAGAGAGAGAGAGAGAAAGAUAGAGAGAGCUGAGUGUGAGAACAGGGACAGGGAGAGAGAGGCUGUGUGUGUGUGUUAAGAGAGAGAGACGAGCUCUGGCGUCUCCUGGUAGUAAAUCUAUCAGGUCUCGAGCACAAAAACUCGCAGGAACAGAAAGAGAACAGGGAGAAGACGCCUCGCGGAUAUCUGCAUGCUCUCCUGGUUACCUGCAGCAGCUGCACGUGAAGCCUUGGAAUAAAUCCCCCGACUAGAAGGAAGGAUGGUCGCGCGGACGGGCUGCGCGCUCUGAAGUUGGACAGACUACCGAGACAUCGACAGCAGCUUUUCCUCCCCCCCACCUCCCCGAACCCCGUGAAGGCAGCAGCGGCACCGCGAGGCUGUGCCCGCGCACCCCAUCAUGAAGCUGCCCUGGCUACUGCCGCUUGCGGCUCUGCUCGCUCACACCGCCACGGCACAGACUUGGUCGCCCCCUCCCGAUGACGACGGCUCGGCGAGAGACGACAUCUACGACGAUGACGAUCUCUACUCAGGCUCCGGCUCUGGCUUUCCUGACAUCAGGCUGAGGCCGACGUCGGCGGGCGUGACCUUCACCACCGAGGAGACCCUCCUCCUCUCCACCACCCAGGCAACAGGCCCCGCCCCCUCCGCCUCACCUGCCGCCGAGCCCAGCCCCAACCCGGAGGGCCCCAUCGCCACCCCACUGCCCACUGAGGCCGAGGGAGAGAGUGGUGCAUUCUGGGACAGAGAGAAAGAGCUGGAGAAGGAGAGAGAGUUGGAGAUGGAGAGAGAGAAGGAGCAAGAGAUGGAGAGAGAGAGGGAACGAGAGAGGGAGCGGGUCCGAGAGCUGGAGAAGGAGAGGGAGCGCGAGCGAGAGAUGGAGCGUGAGAGAGAGCGAGAGAAAGAGAGAGAGAGGCAGAUAGAGCGUGAGCUUGAAAGAGAGAGAGAGCUGGAGCGAAUCAGAGCCGCCGCCGCUGCCCAGACCACCGCCGUCCCCGUGGUUACCACCGAGCUGACAACCAUCCCUGCUGAGAGCGCGGCGCCCUCUGCAGGCUCGGAUGACCUGAGCACCACAGAAGAAGAGGAGGACGUCUACCUUUCACCUGAACCCACAGCGUUUUUCCCCGGCUUCGACAUGGAGGCCACCGCAGAGGAAGACGCGUCCACCACUGCAGAGACGACCACAGAGCAGACCACCGCCGCACCCCCCCCCACCACCACCGCUGCACCCACCACCAUCAGGACCAGGGUGUCCUUCAGGCCCAGGGUUCCCAUGACGACAGCAACACAGGCGGCGCCGUCAGAGAGUACGACCCGCCCACAGCAGCCCACAUCUACACAGGAGACUAACAACGAGGCGGGUGCUGCAGGAACCAGUGGAGACUUUGAGAUCCCUGAUGAUCGUCGUAAUGAUCUGGGUCGAGGUUUGUUUCCAGUGGAUGCUGAUCUGAGCGGGAACACGGUGGACGGAGGAAGCUCUGCCGCCCAGCUGCCUCAGAAGAACAUCCUGGAGAGAAAAGAGGUCUUGAUAGCGGUGAUCGUGGGAGGAGUAGUGGGCGCCUUGUUUGCCGCUUUCCUGGUGAUGCUGCUGGUGUACAGGAUGAAGAAGAAGGACGAGGGCAGCUACACGCUGGAGGAGCCCAAACAAGCCACCGUCACCUACCAGAAACCAGACAAGCAGGAGGAGUUUUACGCAUAACACUCGUACGGCAGAGAGACAAACCGCACACGGAGGGAGAGAGAAAGAGCGAGAGAGAGAGAAGAGGGAAAGAUACUCUAAGCCCCCGUCCUCCUCCUCUUCUUCGUCGCCUCCCCCUCAUCCCUCUCUCCUCUCGUCUCCGAAACACUUGAGAGCGCCUCUCUCUCUCUCUGCGGACUCGGAACUUUCUUUUCAAUGAAAAUGAAAAAGAGGAAAAAAAAACAAAAAAAAAUCCAAAUAUAUUCUGAAAAAAUAACACACAUACACACAAGAUGUUUUUUAAAGUAAAUGUUGUUAUUAAUAUUCUACAGAUUCUCUUGUUCUGUGUAAUGAUAUGAUUAUUUUGUAAGAAAAACAAACAAAACACAAGCUCUUAUCCUGUGUUUUCCAGCACAAAAUAAAUCUUCCUCCUCAGUUUUUAUGGAGCAAAUGAAAAAGCUUGAAAGAAAGAGGAGAGGGGCGAGGCGAGUUGAGCGAGACACAAAAGAAAAAGACGAGUGAUGGCCUCGACUCUGCCCCUCGCCCCCGAAGAACACACAGAGCGUCUGGUUGGCCGCACAGAGCCCAGGGUCAAAGGUGAGAGGAAAGGUCUCUUUUGUGCCUUCCAUCCCUCUCUGGUGCUCAAAGACGCAAACACAUCCA